Phyllostomus hastatus (greater spear-nosed bat) is the source of this 2007-nucleotide messenger RNA. It is a transcript of the gene POGLUT3, whose product is annotated as protein O-glucosyltransferase 3. Gene Ontology annotation, cellular component: endomembrane system. Bases 51 to 1577 code for a protein of 508 amino acids. Lineage: Eukaryota; Metazoa; Chordata; Mammalia; Chiroptera; Phyllostomidae. The transcript has 8 exons. The record is from RefSeq and is a predicted model, not a curated record. Gene Ontology annotation, molecular function: glucosyltransferase activity; protein binding.
ACCCACCCCUUCUAGCCCCUUCAGAGCUGGACCGCAGCGGCCCGGCGACCAUGGGCCGCCUCCUGUGGGCCCUGCUGCUGUUGCUGCAACACGCCGUGCUUGUGGCUGCGGGGGCCCCCGGGGAGCAAGUUAGCGCUCCGCGGAGCCUGGUAUGGGGCCCCGGGCUACAGGCCGGCGUUGUUCUGCCCGUCCGCUAUUUCUACCUGCAGGCCGUCAACUCGGAAGGCCAAAACUUCACUCGCUCGCCCCCAGGUCAAACACAAUUCAAAGUAGUAAUCAAAUCUAUCUCACCUAAAGAGGUAGUCCGGAUUCAUGUCCCUAAACCUUUGGACAGGAAUGAUGGAACAUUUUUGAUGAGGUAUAGGAUGUAUGAAACUGUCAAUGAAGGGCUGAAGAUAGAGGUCCUUUAUGGUGAUGAACAUGUAGCCCAGUCUCCCUAUAUUUUGAAAGGACCAGUAUACCAUGAGUACUGUGAGUGUCCAGAAGAGGAUCCUCAGGCCUGGCAGAAAACUCUUUCUUGUCCAACCAAAGAACCACAGAUUGCAAAAGAUUUUUCUUCUUUCCCCAGCAUUAAUCUCCAGCAGAUGCUAAAUGAAGUUCCUAAAAGGUUUGGGGAAGAGAGGGGUGCCAUUGUUCAUUACGCAAUUCUCAAUAACCACGUCUACCGGAGACCUUUAGGGAAAUACACAGACUUCAAAAUGUUCUCAGAUGAGAUUUUGCUAUCACUGGCAAGAAAGGUUCUUCUUCCAGAUUUAGAAUUUUAUAUUAAUCUUGGUGAUUGGCCUUUGGAACAUCGAAAAGUCAAUGAAACCCCUGGCCCUUUACCUAUCAUUUCAUGGUGUGGCUCUCAGGAUUCACGAGAUAUUAUCCUUCCCACGUAUGACAUUACCCACUCCACACUUGAAGCCAUGAGGGGUGUUACAAAUGAUCUCCUCUCUAUUCAGGGAAAUACAGGGCCUUCCUGGAUCAAUAAAAUAGAGAAAGCUUUCUUCAGAGGUAGAGACAGCCGAGAGGAGAGGCUCCAGUUGGUGCAGCUAUCCAAAGAAAAUCCGCAGCUACUGGAUGCAGGAAUUACGGGGUAUUUCUUUUUCCAAGAAAAAGAAAAGGAGCUUGGAAAAGCUAAAUUGAUAGGUUUUUUUGAUUUCUUUAAGUACAAAUAUCAAGUGAAUGUGGAUGGGACCGUGGCUGCGUACAGAUAUCCGUAUCUCAUGCUGGGUGACAGUCUGGUUCUGAAGCAGGACUCACCAUAUUAUGAGCAUUUUUAUAUGGCACUAAAGCCUUGGAAACAUUAUGUACCAAUUAAAAGAAAUCUUGCUGAUUUACUAGAGAAAGUUAAAUGGGCCAAGGAAAACGAUGAAGAAGCCAAGAAGAUUGCAAAAGAAGGGCAGUUAACUGCUAGGGACUUGCUACAGCCACACAGGCUUUACUGCUAUUAUUACAGCGUACUGCAGAAAUAUGCUGAGCGCCAGUCCAGCAAACCCAAAAUACGUGAUGGAAUGGAACUUGUUUCUCAGCCAGGUGAUAGCACAUCCAUCUGCCAGUGCCACAGGAAAAGACCUUUAAAAGAAGAUCUUUAAGUCAGCCCAGAUAUACACUCUUAUGUAUGCCGGCUACAUCUUGGAUGGAAGCAUUCGGAUAGAAUCUAAGCUGUGAAGAACACAGCUUGGGAGACUUUACCCAGAGAAUUAGUUCUCUUGCUGGCUUUAUGUCAUGUGGGGGAUAGAGCAAUUUAGAACAAGAAUCACCAAAUAUUUUCAUAUAUUAAUCUCUUUUGAGUAAAAGCUUCUAUUGUCAGUAUCACAGUUUCCCUAAAAAACAACAACAACAAAAACACUUGGGGAUCAUAGUAGAGAGGCUUGCCAAAAUAUACAUUGUUCUCUAGGAAAUCAUAUAUAUAAUUUUUUUUUCAUGGAAGUUAAUGAUUGAGUAAUUUAUUUUCUAAGUAUAUUUUUUGAUUAUGCUAUUACAGUUCCAUUUUCCCCCUUUGCCGUCCUCCAUACAGUACCC